ACACACCCGUAGAUGUGCCCUGAGCAGCGCCCCCUUACUCUCCUCCCCAUCCUCGAAGAGCUGCGCUUCAUAAGGGAGAGCGGAUCUAGAAAGAGGGGCUCACACAGGACUCGCCCCAGCCCAGCCCUGUCUGCUGCUGCUCAUCGGGAGGCUUGCGGGGUUAGUGGGCCCAGGAUCCGGACACCCCAGGAGCCCCUCCAUGGUCUUUCCCCGAAAUCCUGCAAGGAUGGCCUUGGAGGGUCCCCGCUAGAGACUGGCAGGAGGGAGCGGGAACCCAGCUCCUGAACCGGUGCCAGGCAGGUGGCACCUUCCCAGUGCAGCCCCAGCAUGCGGGCAGGCCCGAGCCCCGCCGUCACACUGGCCCUGAUGCUGGCGGUGGCAUGGGCCUCCGAGCUCAAGCCCACGGCGCCUCCCAUCUUCACCGGCCGGCCCUUUGUCGUCGCGUGGGACGUGCCCACGCAGGACUGCGCCCCGCGCCACAAAGUGCUGCUGGACCUGAGGGCCUUCGACGCGCAGGCCUCCCCGAACGAGGGGUGGGUGAACCAGAGUGUGACCAUCUUCUACAAAGAUCGGCUGGGCCUGUACCCGCGCUUUGACCGGGCCGGGCGCUCCGUGCACGGGGGCGUGCCCCAGAACGGCAGCCUCUGGGCGCACCUGAAGCUGCUGCACGAGCACGUGGAACACUACAUCCGCACGCGGGAGCCCGCGGGGCUGGCCGUCAUCGACUGGGAGGACUGGCGGCCCGUGUGGGUGCGCAACUGGCAGGACAAAGAUGUGUACCGCCGGUGGUCCCGCCAGCUGGUGGCCGACCUUCACCCCGACUGGCUGCAAGACCGCGUGGGCAAGCAGGCGCAGUGCGUCUUCGAGUUUGCCGCCCGGCAGUUCAUGCUGGAGACGCUGCGCUGGGUGAAGGCGGUGCGCCCGCAGCACCUCUGGGGCUUCUACCUCUUCCCCGACUGCUACAACCACGACUACGUGCAGAACUGGGAUAGCUACACGGGCCGCUGCCCCGACGUGGAGGUCGCCCGCAAUGACCAGCUCGCCUGGCUGUGGGCUGAAAGCACAGCCCUCUUCCCCUCCGUCUACCUGGACGAGGUCCUGGCCUCCUCGGCCCACUGCCGCAAGUUCGUCAGCUUCCGCGUGCAAGAGGCUCUGCGCGUGGCCAACACCCAUCACGCCAACCACGCCCUCCCGGUUUACGUCUUCACACGGCCCACCUACAGCAGAGGGCUCAGGGGGCUCAGCGAGACAGACCUCAUCUCCACCAUCGGCGAGAGCGCAGCCCUGGGCGCAGCAGGCGUCAUCCUCUGGGGUGACGCAGGGCACACCACGAGUCCGGAUACCUGCGAGUACCUCAAGAACUACCUGACGCAACUGCUGGUCCCCUACGUGGUCAACGUGACCUGGGCUGCCCAGUAUUGCAGCUGGGCCCAGUGUCAUGGCCAUGGGCGCUGCGUGCGCCGAGACCCCAGUGCCAACACCUUCCUGCACCUCAGCGCCAGCAGCUUCCGCCUGGUGACCGACCUCGUGUCUGGGGAGCCCCAGCUGCGGCCCAAGGGCGAGCUCAGCUGGGCCGACCGGGACUACUUGCAGACGCACUUUGGCUGCCAGUGCUACUUGGGCUGGGGUGGCGAGCAGUGCCAGUGGGACCGUGGGAAGGUGGCUGGGGGUGCCAACCAGCCCUGGGCGAGACCCCACCUCCCCAGCCUAUUGGCUCUGACAGCCCUGGCCCUCCCCUGGACCUUGUAGGGGUCUCCCACCUGGCUGCCAGGCAAGCUGGCCUCUGCCAUGAGAGCUCUGCCAGGCACACAGAGUCUGCAGGAGUGGACAGUACUUCCAGUGGGGCGGGGCCCCCAAGAUCUCCAGCAGAGGCACCCUCUCCCCACCCCAGGCCCCUGUUCUAAGGGGAUGGGGCAGUACUCCCUGCCAUGGGGAAGAUGGGGAACAUCGGAGGGGGGGGGGCUGACCCUACUUCCCUGCCCUUGGAUAGUUUAUUAUUAUUAUUUUGGGGGUCUCUUUUGUAAAUUAAAUAAAAAACAACUGCUUCCUUG
Echinops telfairi (small Madagascar hedgehog) is the source of this 2051-nucleotide messenger RNA. It is a transcript of the gene HYAL2, whose product is annotated as hyaluronidase 2. Gene Ontology annotation, biological process: hyaluronan catabolic process; carbohydrate metabolic process. The record is from RefSeq and is a predicted model, not a curated record. The transcript is spliced from 4 exons. Lineage: Eukaryota; Metazoa; Chordata; Mammalia; Afrosoricida; Tenrecidae. Gene Ontology annotation, molecular function: hyalurononglucosaminidase activity; hyaluronoglucuronidase activity. Bases 328 to 1749 code for a protein of 473 amino acids.